GUGGCUUGAUGAUGAAAAGGAGUUCCUCAAAAGCCUUGACGCCGCUGAAGGUGUGCAGCUGGAACUGGGUGAGCCACCACCAGCCGCCAGUGGCCCAGAGGAGGUGAUCGACCUUUCUGAUUCUUUGCCCCGCGAUGCCUUGGAAGAUGAAGCGGCCAUACCGGACUCGCAAGAACUCAUGCGACGUCCGGAGAUGUUGGCCAACUGGUAUGCCAG
Messenger RNA from Durusdinium trenchii, 216 nucleotides. The record is from the annotation of a GenBank genome assembly. NCBI's taxonomy places the organism in Eukaryota, Dinophyceae, Suessiales, Symbiodiniaceae.